This is a messenger RNA of Rhodofomes roseus, 1127 nucleotides long. RefSeq lists its product as uncharacterized. NCBI's taxonomy places the organism in Eukaryota, Fungi, Basidiomycota, Agaricomycetes, Polyporales, Fomitopsidaceae. The coding region runs from base 58 to 975 and encodes 305 amino acids. The record is from RefSeq and is a predicted model, not a curated record. The transcript has 5 exons.
UGAGUAUCCCCGUCGCACAGCUCCUACUACUCAUAGUCUACCUUGUCCCGAAUCAGUAUGAACAACAUAGACGACCUCGAGAAGGUUGACCUGGUUGCGCCCCUGGACGACAAGUACUAUAAUCUGAACGAGAACGAGAAAGCCUUUUACAAGUCUCUGACCGGGAUCGAUGACGAUGAAUCGCUCAAGCGACACAUCGUUUCCGUGCAAACGGAGGCGUACAAGGUCUUUCCGUACCCCUGUAUCCGCUGGUUCACUUUCGCAAGGCUUCAAAUCUCCCGGCAGCCUGUUUACGACCAGUUCAUCAAAUUAGGGAAGGAGCGUCCCGGGGCGAUCUUCCUUGAGAUGGCAUGUUGCUUCGGCGCCGAUGUCAGGAAAGCGGUCGCAGACGGCUAUCCUGUGGAGAACUGCGUGGCUACCGACCUCCAGCCUGAAUUCUGGGAGCUCGGCCACAAGCUCUUCAAAGACUCGCUGACGGAGUUCCCCGUUCCGUUCCUCGCUGGCGAUGCCUUCGACCAGUCAUUCCUCACUCCCUCUCCCAUUCAGGCGGUCGUCUCGUCGUCGCCGACAACGCCCCCCACCCUGUCGGAUCUGAAGAGCCUCACCCCCCUGGCAGGGCACGUAUCAGCGAUCCACGCCACGAACUUCUUCCAUCUCUUCGACGAAGGAAAGCAGCUCACCCUCGCACGCGCGCUCGCGGGGUUGUUGGACCCCCGCCCGGGCUCCGUCAUCUUCGGGUGGCACAUGGGAAGACCCGAGAAAGGCGACCUGACUUGGCCUGCCCCUCCCGGUUCCGGCAAGGACGGGUGGUCGUUGUUCUGCCAUUGCGCCGAGUCGUGGCGCGAGAUGUGGGAGCACGAGGUGUUUAAGGGUAUACCCGUGAAGGUUGACGCGAGAGAGGAGGUGCAACCGACGCCCCCGGACAUGAAGCUGGAGGGCGCGAUAAGACUUGUGUGGUCGGUGACGAGGGUAUGAAGCGGGAUCCCUCCAAUGCAGGCGGAGUUAACUCCGAAGAUGGCCUUCACUAGUAGUACGUAGCUAGCUUCCGCAUAGCAUUGUGUGUCGAGCAGUUACACCCGGUGAAUAUAUGUAUGGUCAAGCGCUGUUCCUACCGCACACAACUGAGC